AUGGCCGAGGAACAGGAAGGCCAAGUGAAAAUGUUUUGUGGCGCUUGCCCAGACAGCCACUGUGGAAAACUACUAUAUUUUAUGUCUCACGUGAAUUCAGAAGUAGAGUGCAGCGAUUGUGGGCAAAAACAUAACCCGAAUUCGCUUCUGAACGUGAAAAAAUCGACCGACUCAAACGUAGCUGUUGGGAACGUAUUAAAGUCAAUAUUACUCUCCAAUACUGCCGUGAAGAAAGGCUCAGAGCUGGUUAGGAUCCGGGGUUUGUCCAAUUUUCAUUGUAAAAUAAUUUCACCUUUGCUAACGAGCUAUGGCAUGGACAAGAAGACGGGUAAAGCGAAGCUGUUAUCAGAGUUAGGACAGGCUGAAGUUUUUAAUUGUGCUGUCUUUGGUAAUAGGGCCUUCCUUAUUGAGAAAGAGCACUUGGAUACACCCGGGUAUGGAAGGGAUGACACAGUGUCGUUAGGGUACCUCAAUGAUACCCUAGGGAUGAUCGAGAAGGCAAAUGGUGGGGAUUGUUUGGUACCCUUAUAUUCGGAUGGCGACGGACAUUGCCUCGUUCAUGCCAUCUCACGAGCAGUUGUUGGCAGAGAGCUACUGUGGCACAGUCUACAACAAAACCUGAAAGACCAUUUACAGCAAGAGAACAUGAAAUAUCAAGAAUUAUUCAGAGACUUUCUCGACACUAACGAGUGGGAUGAAAUAGUUAAUGAGGCAGACCCUAAUUACCAUCCCCCCACUAACGAACCUUUUGGUUUACGGACUAUCCAUGUUUUCGGACUGGCAAAUGUUCUGCACAGGCCGAUAAUUUUAUUGGAUAGCUUGGAGGGUAUGCAAUCCAGUGGUGAUUAUUCUGGAAUAUUUUUGCCCGUUUUGGUUUCGCCGGAGGAAUGCAAGUCACAAGGAUCGUUAAAUAAACCAUUGGCUAUUGCAUGGAGCAGCUUGGCAAGGAACCACUAUGUACCUCUCGUCGGGAUCAGAUAUUCUACCCCACCUAAAAUCCCACACUCACUUUUGCCAAAAGUUUGGGGUGUACCAAAUGAAUUAGUCUCAACUUACAUUGAAUUCAAUGAGAAUGGCGGUUGUGAAAUUGGUGGAUCUCGGAGCUUACAGGAUAGUUACGUUCAACGCCUGGUCUCUGCAAUGAAUGAACUUUUCUUUGAAAAGCAUGAAGUCUUGCCCAAACUUGUGGCAGAUGUCAAUCAGUUCAUUUUCAAACCUUCAAAUGGAGUUGGUAUUUCAAUCCCUGAAAUUAUCGAGUUUACCCAAAACGCCAUUGAAAGUGAAAGUUUGUUUCGAUGUUUGUCGUGUCAGGCAUUGAAAAAAGUCAAAGAUAUGUGGCCCAGGUCUUGGAGGGAGCCUGGAGGACGGUGGUAUACGAGGGCGCAGAAGUCCAAUGAGGGACUCAUAGCCAAUGCAAUCUAUAUGUUUAUAGAGGCCCAAGGUGUGCAUAUCAUGUAUGAACCGAAAUUUGACAUGUUGAUGCCUGUUUUUAGUAAGGUAAUUUUGUAAGCAAUAACAAUCUUGUAUUUAACCCUUUUAGUGGCAAUGCACCCUACAUUAUUUUACUCUGUCUAACACCAGACGAUUUUACUUUUCAGUGGGAGAAUGCUGCCACUCAUUGGGUUAAUCAGACUAUCUGCCUGUGCACCCUUUACGUGGCAAUGCACCUUACUUUAUUAUUUUACUCUGUCUAACAUCAGACAAUUUUACUUGUCAGGGGAAGAGUGCUUCCACUCAAUGGGUUAAGGGCCUUCAAUGUUUUGGCAGCCCUUCGAAAACCAUCAAAAUUGAGGUUGGCAAAGAAAUGGCGACCUAAAUCUGACCUAAUUCAGCACGUCUCGGCAUUUUUAAAAAUCUGUUCCACGUCUUGGAGCGAAUCAUUGAAAUCAGCAUAUAACUGGAACGUUACCUCUAGCCAGAAAAUUCAAAAGCCAAAUUUUAUUUCCAGACGUGUGAAAUUUGAUCUUCAGACACCUAAAUUAUAUAUAUAAAAUAGCUGUCAAUUUUUAAGGAUUUGCGAAGCAAAAUCCUUUAUGUCAUCGGGUGUGUAAGAUAGAUAGAUAGAUAGAUAGAUAGAUAGAUAGAUAGAUAGAUAGAUAGAUAGAUAGAUAGAUAGAUAGAUAGAUAGAUAGAUAGAUAGAUAGAUAGUAACACAUUAGUGACGUUGAGUUCCGAGUCGAGUAUUCGUGAACCGCCGGAAGCUAUUCGCCAUUUGUGUCGAUAUUCGCAAUCUUUCGGGCAAAAACUCCGCUCAUUUUCGUACAAUACACCAACGACUAAACAUUGUACCACUUACUUUCAGCUAAAGGAAUGAAUAUAUGACUGUUUUGUGCUAGAAAUACAAAUGGAAAAGGUCCUAAAAGACAAAUUCAUUCAACUCAGGAGCAGCCGUGUAAUUAAAAUAAAUUAUAAUAUAGCAUUUGUAAAUUCUGAACGCUGAUUGGCUAAGAGCCGUGUUGAUAUAACUCCAUGUCAACACGGGAAAUUUUCCGCCGCUUGUAACACGGAAAUUUUUCUUAUUCUUCGGGCUUUUGACAUUGAUAUAUUAUAAAACAAAUAUAAAACAUUUUUUCCGUAUUGAUAUAUAGUUAUAUCAACACUCGUGGAAGUUGGGAAAACUCGAAAUUGUGUGAAAACACUCCGCCCUUCGGGCGUCGUGUUUCCACACAAUUUCCCGUUUUCCCAAUUUCCACUCGUGUUGAUAUAACUGUAUAUCAACACGGAAAAUGUUUUAUAUUUGUUAAAUCAAAAGCGGUGUUUCCACUAUAAAAACUGUAUUGUUCCAUUUUUCAUUCGUAUUCAUUGGAAAUGAAUUAGAAAUGUAUUGCCUGUUGCGGAAUGCGAAAACAUCGAAAUAAUUUUGUUGUUUUUUAUGCAAACGUUAAGUUAUAAAAUAUCUUCAACAUUUCUACAAAUUCAGUUAUUCUUUUAUCUUUGAGGCAGUGAUAAAGCCAUUUAAAAGUUGUAGUAGAUUAACUUUGAAUAUAACAUUCCAAGAAAAGAUUUAUCAUGCAUGAUGUUGUGUUUUGUUAUACUACAUUUUGGGCGAGAUUUUUGCAUCGUCCUUGCAUUAUUAACUGAUAUUUUUCAAUCUUUUUUGCAUUAUAAAAUUGACAACAAAAUUGCAAAUCCUUGCGCACUCUUUGAGUGCCUAUUUUUAAACCAUACACCGAAGUGUGUUCAGUUAAUCGAACUACGAAUCGAAUUCUAUAAUCGCUGACUUUUUAACAGCUAUCAGCACCAAAAAAUUCUUACUUUGGUGACUGAAUUAAGGUCGGCAAAAAUUUGCCGACCUGGGAGAUUGAUAGGUCGGCAUUGCAGAAUGCAGACCUCGUUUUCGAGGGCUGCUUUGGGUGCCCUUUUUAAGCUGGGGAAACAAGGGCCCCCCUCCAGCAGCCCUGCAGACGCUAAUAUAUAUUGUUGCCCACAGGAUCAGGAUUGUGACCUCUGUAAAGGAGUGACUCGUGAAGUUUCUGCCGAUGGUUCUGUCAGAUACAUGAAUGGUGAUCGGACAUCAAUCCAGUCCAACAAUAGCAAGGGAUGCACAUGUGGUUUUAAACAUUUCUGGGAUGGUAAUGAAUAUGAUAAUGUACCGAAAGU
Molecule: messenger RNA, 3600 nt
Organism: Paramuricea clavata
Lineage: Eukaryota; Metazoa; Cnidaria; Anthozoa; Malacalcyonacea; Plexauridae
Source: the annotation of a GenBank genome assembly